Hyposmocoma kahamanoa is the source of this 390-nucleotide messenger RNA. Its product is annotated as prolow-density lipoprotein receptor-related protein 1-like. The record is from RefSeq and is a predicted model, not a curated record. The annotation marks the transcript as partial. The transcript has 2 exons. NCBI's taxonomy places the organism in Eukaryota, Metazoa, Arthropoda, Insecta, Lepidoptera, Cosmopterigidae.
AUGGUGUUCAGCGCCGCGUCGGGCUGGCUGUACUGGACCAGCAGCAGCGCGGCGGCGGUGCGCGGCGCGCGCGUGGCCGACGUGGAGCGGGCGCCGCCCGACCGGCGCGGGCCGCGCGUGCGCACCGUGGUGCGGCUGCCGGCCGGCGCCAGGCCCCGCGGCAUCGACGUGGACCCCUGCACCGACCGCCUGUACUGGACCAACUGGAACGAGUCGUCGCCCUGCAUCCAGCGCGCGUACACCAGCGGCCUGGAGCUGCAGACCGUCGUCGCGACCGACAUCCUCAUGCCCAACGGGCUGACGCUCGACCACCGCGCCAAGAAGAUCUACUGGGCCGACGCGCGCCUCGACAAGAUCGAGCGCAUGCACUACGACGGCUCGCACCGACAG